Molecule: messenger RNA, 2744 nt
Organism: Coccidioides immitis RS
Lineage: Eukaryota; Fungi; Ascomycota; Eurotiomycetes; Onygenales; Onygenaceae
Product: ATP-dependent RNA helicase DHH1
Exons: 4
Coding region: 401-1939 (512 amino acids)
Biological process (GO): P-body assembly; cytoplasmic stress granule assembly
Cellular component (GO): cytoplasmic stress granule; P-body
Molecular function (GO): RNA helicase activity; mRNA binding; ATP binding
Source: RefSeq, a predicted model, not a curated record
UUCGAACAUUUCCUGAUCAAGAUCUUCCACAUCCUCUCAGAACAACAAGCAGCAUCUUUGGCUAUCGUAUUCUAUCAUAAUUUAGUUGACCUCUCUUUUCUUUUUGCUGAAGGCCUCGCCCCAAGCUUGCGAACCGACCGUUUUACCGAAGCUGAAAUCAGAUCAUUACUUCUCGCGAGAAACCAUCCCCCCGUGAAUUGUCGGUUCUCCCAACUUACUACAGCUUCCAUUAUCCUACGCCCUUCUGGCAUUGCCUCCACGACUAAGUUGAGCCGAUCGAUCCCCAGCACCCAAACGACUCUACUCUCCGUUUCGCUUCAUACCAAAACACCAAAUCAUCAUCCUUACUGCCCAUUUCAGAGACACAACAAUCCCUGUUUUCUCUCUUUGUUUCUUCACGAUGGCAGAAGCAUUGGCUUCGCAGCUGAACAAGGCCAAGUUAGGGGACAAUGGCGCAGAAACCAAGUGGAAGGAACAGCUUAAACUUCCCCCAAAAGAUACAAGGACACAAACAGAGGAUGUCACAGCCACAAAGGGUUUGGAGUUUGAGGAUUUUUAUAUCAAACGAGAAUUGAUGAUGGGAAUAUUUGAGGCUGGCUUUGAGAAACCGUCUCCUAUCCAAGAAGAAACCAUACCCGUUGCACUUACCGGUCGUGAUAUACUCGCUCGGGCAAAAAACGGAACUGGGAAAACAGCGGCCUUUGUCAUACCAACUUUAGAACGCACCAAUCCCAAAAUCUCGAAGACGCAGGCCCUCAUUCUCGUACCUACAAGAGAGUUAGCGCUUCAAACGUCACAAGUGUGCAAAACCUUAGGCAAGCAUCUCGGUAUCAAUGUGAUGGUAACCACUGGGGGUACUGGCCUACAAGACGAUAUUAUUCGAUUGAGUGAUACUGUCCAUAUCAUAGUUGGUACACCCGGAAGAAUUCUCGACCUCGCAAGCAAGGGUGUGGCAGAUUUGUCUGAAUGCACUACAUUUGUAAUGGAUGAGGCCGAUAAGCUUCUGUCACCGGAAUUUACACCUGUUAUUGAACAACUACUGUCAUUCCAUCCCAAGGACCGCCAAGUUAUGCUUUUCAGUGCUACCUUUCCAAUGAUUGUGAAAUCUUUCAAGGACAAGCAUAUGCGAAAUCCGUACGAGAUCAAUCUCAUGGAUGAACUCACAUUACGCGGUAUCACACAAUAUUAUGCUUUUGUUGAAGAAAGGCAGAAGGUCCAUUGUCUAAACACUCUAUUUUCCAAAUUGCAAAUCAAUCAGUCCAUUAUUUUUUGCAAUUCAACAAACCGAGUGGAGUUGCUUGCAAAGAAAAUCACCGAGCUUGGGUACUCCUGCUUUUAUUCUCAUGCGAGAAUGCUUCAACAAAAUCGAAACCGUGUUUUCCAUGACUUUCGGAACGGUGUUUGCCGUAAUCUUGUCUGUUCGGACUUACUCACUCGAGGAAUUGAUAUCCAAGCCGUUAACGUCGUCAUAAACUUUGAUUUUCCGAAAAACGCUGAAACGUAUCUUCAUCGAAUUGGCCGUUCCGGUCGAUUUGGCCAUCUAGGCUUAGCAAUCAAUCUUAUCAAUUGGGAUGAUCGGUACAACUUAUACAAAAUUGAACAGGAGCUUGGAACCGAGAUUCAACCGAUACCGCCAUCAAUUGAUAAAAAACUUUACGUCUAUGAUACCCCCGAAACAAUCCCACGCCCUAUAGCAAAUGCGUCUACAGAACGUAACCCACCUGCACAACUUGCUCAGAGUUCUGACAAUCAAAACCAUCGCCAAGCUCACCAUAUAAGUGGGGGGCACGGGCAACAAACAGCAAAUCGAGGGCAUUCACUCCGGGGAUCCUACAGGGGUGGUCGUGCUCAGGGUCACCGCGGUGGACAUCCAGAGAACAAUCGUACGAACCCAAUGUCUUCUCGCUCGAAUAUGCCAACUUCUACUACUGCAUCCUAAGUUACCGCGAUUUGGAUGCUUUUCGGCGGAUCGAGUCCGACGCAAUCGGUUCGUAAAAUAGAUUCACGCCACACUUAUCUCUCCCCUCUAUAGUUCGACUCGUUUACGCUUGAAUUCUCGCAUUUCCUUUUUCCGUUUGUUCGUUCCAGCAUUCUCAGAGAUCCACCAUGCCUGGGAUCCCGCUUCCUCAUCUUCAGUGGACUACCUUUUCCGCUGUUGCUUAUAUCACUUCACCGGGUUUGGUUCCUCGAUCGCCUUGCUCCUAUUUCAACGGUCGAUUUACGAAUAUGUAUCAUACUGCCCAUGUCAGCACUCGGUUUUAACAGCUCCAUGCAUCGAAUUCUUAUAAAUAGGCGCUGGGGCUAGGGCUAUAUGAUUUGAAUUCGGUUUUGUCACAUUUGUUUGUGACCUCUCUUUGGUGACCGGCUGCAAUCCGCAUUUUCAGCGCAAUGGUGAAUGUCGGCGUUUUAGUCAAUCUAUUUUUGCGGGGCAUAUUUUCUCAUUCCAAUGGGCUACAGCCUGCCACUGAUGGGAUUUUAGCACUAGAUGUGCUUGUUUACCACGCACUCAGGCCAGAUUUUAGUUUGGUGUUAUGCUGAGGAGCAAGAACCUGUUCAACGCAACAUGCCUCUAUAUUUCAGCUGACAUUGAUACUCAUCCAAGUAUGUUUCUGGGUUCCUGCUGGCAACUGAUGUCCUCGAUGACGAUAUUAUUUUUGUGCCAUGAAUCCCCUUAUCAAGAAUAUCAAAAUUCUACCCAAUAUCCAAAUCGCACCAUUUUGAUGCGAAGCAGGCCGCACCGGCAA